GCUUUUUAUUCCCUUAUGCACAUGGCUUGUGGGCACGACUUCCGAAUAGACGUUAAAAUAACUGAGCACAAAACCAAAGACCAUUAUCGUGUUGGAACAUUGAUACUUGAACAAUUGGGUGAAACUGUGGAAAUUGGACCUAAUGACGGAAUCAACCCUCCGACAUUUCUGCUAACCCCUACAAGUGGAACACCAAUAAAUGAAGCCGACUUUCCGGGUUACCAUGGUACCUACAACCAGUUCCUAUUAAGCAAACAUGGCAACUCUUAUCACGUUACAAUGGAUCUCGACUUGGACGGAUAUUACGACAUUGUCGUCAAGUGGGGGGUCAAAAAAGUAGAUAUCGACGUUACCCAGCCUUACAGUGAAUGCUAUGAAAUCCAUGGUUUAUGUGGCGAUGCAAAUGGAAGUCCUGAAUUUGAGAGGAUUACAUCGGAAGGUGUGAAUGCAACAAGUGAUACAGAAUUUCACAGAAGUUGGGGUGAAGGAAAUGGUUGCGGGACUUCAGGCGGACAUUAGACCAGGUAAUGUGGAGACAAACCGUCAACAACAUUAUGACCUACAAGCAGAUACAAGUUAUCAAAAAUCACUGAAUACACAGAAAUGUGUGAUGUAAUUUUAAUUAAUAACGUAUGGGUGGAAGGUGUGCACUAUAAUGUGCUGGGUGCUGUAGAAUAAAUAAAAUGACAAAUGU
Molecule: messenger RNA, 694 nt
Organism: Saccoglossus kowalevskii
Lineage: Eukaryota; Metazoa; Hemichordata; Enteropneusta; Harrimaniidae
Product: zonadhesin-like
Source: RefSeq, a predicted model, not a curated record